GAUCGAUAUCGCACGCACGAUACCAGCAGCGACAUAAAGAGAAACCAGACAGGUGAACAGAAUGAACAGCACAACUUCAACCUUGCAUAUAGACAGAAAUCCCGUGGUUUUCUUUGAUAUAGCCUUAGGAGGCGAGCCUCUAGGUCGUAUAAAGAUGGAACUAUUUGCCGAUGUUACGCCCCGAACAGCAGAGAACUUCCGCCAGUUCUGUACGGGAGAAAGUAAAAAUGCACAGGGACGGCCGCAGGGAUACAAAAAUAGCAAAUUCCAUCGGGUAAUCAAAGACUUUAUGAUCCAAGGUGGUGACUUCGUUAAUGGAGAUGGAACGGGAUCUUGUACCAUAUACGGCACUCCAAGGUUCUCAGAUGAAAAUUUCCUAUUGAAGCAUGACCAUGCUGGCCUACUUAGUAUGGCAAAUUCUGGUCCGAACACAAAUGGGUGUCAGUUUUUCAUUACAACAACUGCAACCCCAUUUUUGAAUGGCAAGCAUGUUGUUUUUGGUAAGGUGGUGGAAGGGAUGGAUGUCGUGCGGAUGAUUGAGAACACCAGAACGACCCGAGAUAAGCCCAACCAAGAUGUUCUGAUUGUGCAAUGUGGGGAGAUGUGA
Messenger RNA from Aspergillus vadensis CBS 113365, 607 nucleotides. It is a transcript of the gene cyp3, whose product is annotated as putative peptidyl-prolyl cis-trans isomerase. Gene Ontology annotation, molecular function: peptidyl-prolyl cis-trans isomerase activity. Bases 62 to 607 code for a protein of 181 amino acids. Gene Ontology annotation, biological process: protein folding; protein peptidyl-prolyl isomerization. NCBI's taxonomy places the organism in Eukaryota, Fungi, Ascomycota, Eurotiomycetes, Eurotiales, Aspergillaceae. The transcript has 4 exons. Gene Ontology annotation, cellular component: intracellular membrane-bounded organelle. The record is from RefSeq and is a predicted model, not a curated record.